UUUGCCUCAGGCACUGUGCAAAAUGCCAGCUUCACCUGAACUUGUGACGGCCACCCCAGAGCCUGAGGGGCCCAGGACGUUUACUUUGGAGGCUGCUGAUAUUGCUGUGGUUGUGAUCUACUUUGUGUUUGUGUUGGCAGUUGGAAUAUGGUCUUCAGUCAGAGCCAACCGGGGAACAGUGGGUGGAUACUUCUUGGCUGGAAGAUCCAUGACAUGGUGGCCAAUUGGAGCCUCUUUGAUGUCGAGUAACGUAGGCAGCGGACUGUUCAUUGGAUUAGCAGGAACAGGAGCUGCGGGGGGACUCGCGGUCGGGGGAUUUGAGUGGAAUGUACGGCAGACAAAUCAGUCCUCAUCCUACAAGCUUUCAGCAGCAUGGGUCCUCAUUGCCUUGGGCUGGAUCUUUGUGCCCGUGUAUAUUUCUGCUGGAGUAGUUACAAUGCCAGAGUAUCUGAGGAAGAGGUUCGGGGGUCAGCGAAUCCGCAUCUACAUGAGUGUGCUGUCUCUCAUUCUCUACAUUUUCACCAAGAUAUCAACAGACAUUUUUUCAGGCGCUUUAUUCAUCCAGGUGUCUCUGGGAUGGGACCUGUAUGUCUCCACCGUUGUGCUCCUAGUUGUUACUGCACUCUAUACAAUAGCUGGUGGGCUGACAGCGGUAAUCUACACCGAUGCCUUACAGACUGUCAUCAUGGUAAUAGGAGCAUUUGUCCUCAUGUUUAUAGCAUUCGACAAAAUUGGCUGGUAUGAAGGUUUGCUGGUUCAGUACGAGAGAGCUGUACCUGCUAUCACAGUUCCCAACACCACUUGUCAUCUUCCUCGGUCUGACGCCUUUCAUAUCUUCAGAGAUCCAGUGACAGGAGACAUUCCUUGGCCAGGCCUGAUUUUUGGACUCACUGUUCUGGCUACAUGGGUGUGGUGCACAGACCAGGUGAUAGUGCAAAGGUCUCUCUCUGCCAAAAACCUGUCUCAUGCCAAAGGUGGUUCGGUACUCGGUGGCUACCUCAAGGUCUUCCCUAUGUUCUUUAUCGUUAUGCCAGGAAUGAUCAGCAGAGCUCUCUACCCAAAUGAAGUGGGAUGUGUGGAUCCUGAGGAGUGUAUGAAGAUCUGUGGGGCGAGUGUGGGUUGCUCUAACAUCGCCUACCCAAAGUUAGUUGUGGAGCUCAUGCCAGUGGGUUUGAGGGGUCUGAUGAUCGCUGUAAUGAUGGCAGCACUCAUGUCCUCUUUGACCUCCAUAUUCAACAGUAGCAGCACUCUGUUCACCAUGGACAUAUGGAAACGGAUUCGACCACGGGCCUCUGAGAUAGAGCUCAUGGUAGUGGGCAGGUUGUUCAUUUUAUUGCUAGUGGCCCUGAGCAUUGUGUGGAUUCCAGUCAUCCAAUCAGCCAAUAGUGGACAGCUGUUUGACUACAUUCAGGCUAUUACUAGCUACCUUGCACCUCCUAUCACCACAGUGUUCAUUAUGGCCAUCUUCUGGGGGAGAAUAAAUGAACAGGGUGCUUUUUGGGGUCUGGUGGUGGGACUGGUGGUGGGCACUGUGAGGAUGAUAAUGGAAUUUGUUUACGGCACUCCAUCAUGUGGAAAAGAAGACCUGCGUCCUGCCCUGCUGAAAGAUGUGCACUACCUGUAUUUUGCUCUCAUCCUGCUUGCACUGACAGCUCUGAUCAUCACAGCUGUCAGCCUCUGUACUGCCCCUAUCCCAGAGAAACAUCUUGUCCGUUUGACCUGGUGGACUAGACACAGUAAGGAGGAGCGUGUAGAGUUCGAAGACCCUUGGGCCAGAGGAUCCAAACCAGCAGGCUCAGAUCCCAGCACUGCAGAGUCAGAGGGGUCAGAUGAGGAUACGCCUGCAUGGUGGAAGCGUGCUGGAAUGUGCCUGUGUUGUCUCUCCCGUGUGGCUAAACAAGAGAUGAGUGAGGAGGAACAGCAGGCUCUGGAAAGGAAACUGACCAGUAUUGAAGAACACCACACCUGGAAGACUGUCUGCAAUGUUAAUGCCCUCAUUUUACUCACUGUCAACGUCUUUCUCUGGGGGUACUUUGCAUGAAUGUACUGUAACCUUCUGAAUGGCGCUGUUUUGGUAAGAACCUCACUGGUACUGAUGAAAAACACAUCUGGUUGUCUGCAGCUACAUACUCUCAUUUUAUUUACUGUUUUAUACUCAUUUUAUUUCUCUCGAUAAAGAAAAAUAAAAGUUGUGAAUGGUACGUUUUGGCUGAUAUGUUGAUGAAUUGAUUUGUAUUCGAAAGACUCAAGUAUUGAAUUAAACUUAAUUUUAAAAGUUUAUUAUAAGUAGUUCGCUGUCACAGUGAUAAUAACUAAUAAUGCAUGCUGUGUCAUAAUGACAAAGCAUAACUGGUAAGAUGCCUGUAAUCGUUCCCACCCAUGGGUAGGGCUUCACCAGGCUGCAAGAUAACUCUAUAAUUCUAUAAUUAUUAAUUAUUCUAAGUUAUUUUACGAGUAUACAACUUACCAAAAUGCUAAAAAAAAACAAAAAAACAACUGUCAUUUCUUUUUUUAGUUUGUGCCUUCAAUUAUUGUUUCACUGUUAAACGUUAAGUGUAGAAGUGAACAAAUACGGUA
Messenger RNA from Puntigrus tetrazona (Sumatra barb), 2577 nucleotides. It is a transcript of the gene slc5a9, whose product is annotated as solute carrier family 5 member 9. The transcript is spliced from 13 exons. Gene Ontology annotation, biological process: transmembrane transport. Bases 23 to 2041 code for a protein of 672 amino acids. NCBI's taxonomy places the organism in Eukaryota, Metazoa, Chordata, Actinopteri, Cypriniformes, Cyprinidae. Gene Ontology annotation, cellular component: plasma membrane. Gene Ontology annotation, molecular function: D-glucose:sodium symporter activity. The record is from RefSeq and is a predicted model, not a curated record.